GCCUUGUCAACGAGCCUUGUCCUGUCAACAUCGUUCGAAUUGGCGAAUCUGCCGAAGCCACAGCUUUGCAGCGGUUGGACAGCAUCAUAGGUUCGUCCGCGGCGACGUCGGCCCGUCCGACUCACUCUCCCUCUUCUCCCCCUUCCUCACCCUCACCCGCCCCUCAUGCUGCCACAUCCCAUGCCACUGCACCAACAGCAGCAGCAGCAGCAGCGGCAUCGCCAUCGAAACGAAGGCGGCUAAGGCUGUCGGCGGCCUCGCUGCGGUACUGUCUGUUUGUCAUCUUCGGCGCGUGUUGGGUGGGGCUGCUGCUCGUCACGGCCGUGCUUGCAGCGUCGCGAUGGAAUACGCCCAGUGUCCAUGCGAGCGGCGGCCAUGAUGCAUCCGAGGUGAUGCUAGAUGGGUCAGUGGGGGAGGGGACUGUGCUUGUGCAGGAGGGGAAGGAGGGAAAGGUGUACAGUGAUGAUGGCCCUGGAGAGGUGGCUGGUGAGGCGCCGUCACAGUGGUGGCCAUCGACGAUUUAUGCGCUGGGCGACAUCCACGGGGACGCCAUGAACACACUGCUGCUGCUACACGCAGGUGGGAAGGGCAGACAGAAGAGGGGCUGGAGGUACAGAUGUGAGCACACACGUGUGGAUCUUGGUUGGUUGGUCGGUUGGUGGUGUGUGUCAUGUCAAUGCAAUGCAGCUGGGGUGGUGAAUUCGUCUGCACACUGGAUAGCCAAAGACGCACUGCUCAUCCAGGUGGAGAAAUGGGCACGCUGAAGCUAUUCCGCGAUGAGCCCAUAGCUGUUUUCCCCUCCCCUUGUUGUGUGUACUCAGACGGGUGACAUUGUCGACCGCGGCCCCGACAGCCGCGAGCUGUACGAGUACUUCAUGCUGCUCGACACGCAGGCGAGGCAGCAGGGCGGCAGGUUGGUGCAGCUCCUCGGCAACCAUGAAGCCCUCAACCUCUGCAACGUGCUCGUGUAAGUCACAACGGGAGAUGCUGUCCUGCGCAUACAAUCGUCACCUAUGUGCGUGCAGGUACGUAUCUCCUGCCGAGUUUGAGACGUACGGCGGCGCGGAGCAGAGGGCGUUGGAGUUCUCAGAGAGGGGAGAGAUCGGAAGGAAGCUGCGCUCGCUAGGUCGGUCGGGGUGAAUGGGUCAACGAGGAAACACAACACACACACACACACACACACAGACAAGACAGAUCUUUCUCUUGCUCUCGUUUGUUGACUGCAGAUUCGGCGGUCGUCUACAAUGACAUCCGUAAGCCACAAACUGUCGCCCACACGGCAUCCGUCAUUUCAUUCCCCCGCGUGUCGUGUCUGGAUCUGCAGUGUUUGUCCACGCUGGUCUGCUGCCCAAGUUCGCCCAGCUGGGCCUCGACGCCGUCAACGAGGGCGUCAGGCGCGAGCUCGGGGCGGCCUGCAGCGUGGAGGGGUCGGUCUUCACCGGCGAGAGGGGGCCGCUGUGGGACCGUGUGCUGGCCACGUCGGCCGAGUCGCGGGCCUGCCCCCUGCUGGACCAGACUCUCGCUGCAGUGGCUGCGAAGCGGAUGGUGGUCGGCCACACGGUGACGCAGUCGGGGCGCAUUGAGCUGCGGUGUGACGGCAAGCUGGUCAAGAUCGACGGGGGGCUGAGCAGAUAUAUCAUGAACAGGCCAGGUGCGUUGGUUAGUCCAGACGCGCUUACACGGCGCGCUUCACGGUCAGGUGGAUCAGACGGGCGGUCACGGUCACUUACGCUGAUUGGUUUGUUGCAGUGCUGUUGGAGAUCCGUGCUGGCGAUGGUUGGUACCAGAAGUGGCUGGAAGUGAAUGCGACGACCAGACAGCCCAUCCUGCACACACAGCCUCUGCCCAUCAGUGACGGUGACACGCAGGCAGCCGACGACGAGCAGCAGCGGCAGGGGAGUGCGGGGUCGGAUGAGUCCACCGUGAUCCAGCUGAUUUGAUGGAUGUCAUGUGCGUGCGUGUUGAAAGGCAGACGAUAAGAUGCAUGUAUAUGCCUAGUGAUGAUGACUGUUGAUGUGUGACGAUGAACGAACGGAUAGCCGCCAGAGUGCCCAACACGAUCUUUGU
This is a messenger RNA of Vitrella brassicaformis, 2067 nucleotides long. The record is from the annotation of a GenBank genome assembly. Lineage: Eukaryota; Vitrellaceae.